CUGACAAGAAUGUUUGCUGACGUAACGUUGGGUUAACUUCCCCUUCUUCACUAUGAUGGCCGACUGUGACUCCUCCCCAGAUCACACGCCUUCUCGGGAGUCGGAUUCCGCAGAGGUCAGGGCAAUAUUAUGGGGUAGACUAGGGCGACGCCUUGAAGGAGGCACCGACGAAACUCCGGCCAUUUCAGAGCAGAUGGCACCGACAUCUGGAACUGCGCGUCCGUCGUCUAUAAAGCGACCAACACGAUUAAGUGAUGAAUGGAACGAACUUCGAAGACUGCGCGGCAGCCCUGAUGGUCAGGAUAACAUUUCCAUUCCAUCGCACAGAAUGGAAAGCAGACGUUCCAUAUGGAAGAAUUUUAUAUCCCUGUGCACAAGUUUGAUGUGUGCUUUUAUAUCUUUUCUGCCGUUACGAAAUAUUCAAAGUAGUCUCUAUACCAACUACCACCUAGGUACUUUAUCACUAGCUGUGAUUUACGGAAGUUUUAUCAUCGGGUGUGUUCUGUCCUCUUGGAUUGCUCAGAAUGCCAGACCAAAAGGUCUCAUCCUCGUUUCCGUAUUCAGUCACGUGCUAUUUGUGGCGGCAAAUAUGUUCCCAUCAUUCAUCACAUUGAUUCCUGCUUCCUGUCUGUUUGGAUUUCUUCAGGCACCGUUAUGGUCGGUACAGGAACUCCUGAUUGGUAGUUACGGGACGAGUUACUCGGCUGUCACAGGAAUGAGAAUGGAGCGAUCUAUUCAACAAUUUCAGGGAGUGUUCGUUAUAUUUUGUCACUCUGCGCAAAUAUUUGGAAAUCUGUUGGAAUCGCUUGUGUUAGGUAUGGAUGAUACAACAACAAACACAAUGUUUCACGGGAACUACUCCAACUAUUUACGGGAGGAGUCCCUUGCGACAAACUGCACCUCUCCGUGCAGAACACCAAUGACAUAUUCCUAUAACGUGUUCGGGUACGAAAUCUUCCCCAACACUAUGCUGCUAGACGGAAGGUUACACCAAGUGGAGAUUCUAAAAAUAAUCUUCCUAGCUAUUGGAUGUGUUUCGGUCACUCUAGUGGGGCUUUGUUUACGAAAACCUGACAUAAUUUUGAACAAAAGGAAAAUGUGUUUAAAGGAAAAGGUUCAGGAGAGUUUAAGCUUCUUCAAGACAAAAACAUUCCUCAUGCUUGGAUUAUUGAUGAUAUUUACGGGCAUGCAACAGGGAAUCGUCAUCAAUGACGUCACAAAGGUGUACGGUACGGACGGCCUGGGUCUAUCAAUGGUGGGAUACUUCAUGAUGUGUUAUGGAACUUGCCAACUAGCAACCCUGCUUGUGUUGGAGAGGUUUCAGAAGCGAGUGAAACCUAUUAUCUUCGUCCUAAAAGGUUUCCUGAUCUCACUAGGCCUGCUGAUUCUUCUGUAUGUUUGGGAGCCUGUCGAUGAUUGUGUCUAUACCGUCCUGGGAUACAUGGCUCUUUGGGGAGCAGUGGACGCUGUCUGGCAGUCCCAGGUUCAAAAUAUCCUGGUUUCCAACGUAACACGAAAAGAGCCUGCAAUCAUUGGGUUCCGGAUCUGCCAAGGCUUCGGACUGACUGUCGUGUUCCUUGCGUCCAUUUGGCUCUCCCUACUCUACAAACUGUGUCUAGUCUGUGGCGUACUCAUCAUGGGGGUUUUGGGCUAUAUGAUCCUUGAAAUCAACAAUAACCCCAUGACCCCUCUUGAACCAAGACCGUUCAACGUCUGAGAAAUGGUACAAUUGUUUGUAGGCCUGAAGAAUGAAGAUUGCCAUAUAUCUAAGCCGGUAAGGUCCAACUAUGGUUGCUUGGAAUCGCUACUGAUGUCUUCGAUUGUGAAUCUAUUUUAGAAUCAAGAUCAUUCAGAGUCGGAUGAUCAAUUGACGGACAUAGAUAGUUAGCAUUCCUCUUGGGUCUUUAGCAACAAAAUUCUGCUAUUGAUCGGCGAGGUCGUGAUCAAUGGUUGAAAAUAACUCAUUUUCAUUUUCCCAUUUUCGUGAGUGAAAGAAGGAAAAGCGUGACCUACUUUGUUGACCGAGUUUAUAGUGAUUCAUUAUAAUAACCUAAGCCGUGAAUCUUCAAGAAGUCGUAUACGAGAAAGCAUACAUGUUAUGGCAAGACUAGCCCUCCUGAAGCAGUAAAACUGGUAUACUUGCCGAUUAUACUGGUUUUUGUCAAAGCAUUUAUCCAAUAACGGGAUUAGUUAAUUCACAAUUGGGCAUAUUAAAAAACCUUGAUUUGUGAAAUCGUACUACUUGAUAGAAUCACGACUAUCACAAGACCCCUGGUUACACUUAUACAGACGGCAUACAUUUCAACCUUUCGUGAAAGACUUUUCGAAAAUCAGGAUCUGCGUGGUCGAUAUGUUCCCAGAACCACCCGAACGUUGUCAGUGACUAUUGUUCGUUGUAUAUAUAGAAUAGAUCAAGAGCUCUUUUAUGUAUAUAUACAAUACCCAUCAUGCAUACGAUAUGCCCAGCAACAUUACUUGUGCUGGUUUUUGUUUAUUUGUAGACAAACCCAAAGGUUGUGGCAUGCUGUCCUGGCCACUCGAGAUUCCUCUUAACAUCGUUUGUUCCUCAGUUUAACUGAAAUUGUUUUAGCUUGAUCAAUUUUAGAGCGCUGACAAGCGAUAUCUUAACCAUUACUACUUACAUGGUUAUUAAAAAUAAUUUCAGGAUUUACAAUAUCACCAGAGAGAAAAUACUCGUUUCUUGAUGUAUCCAAGUGUCCAGGAAGUGAAGAGUUUGUAGUUAUCUCCUAUACCUUUGUCAUUGGACUAGAACUUCAUAUACUCAAUACCAUCGAUCAUUUUUACAAUUCUUUUACAUUAUAUUGAAUAUUUAUUGAUAUUUUGUUUCUGAUAAUUAUUACAUAUUAUUAACCUUUGAAUAUAUUUACACUGCACCCAAUAAUAAAAAGUUAGUUAUAGCCCUUGCAUUUUUUCCUCCUCUCUCACUUUUAAAUUCUUUUCCAUGUAAAGACAUAUCUGAUUUGUCUAGACUAUAUUAUUCAGAUAAACACAUCUCAUUUAUGUUUCGUUUUACUAUAGUGAUCCAGAAAUAUACAAACAGUAAUAAUCCCCUUUUGUAGGGAAGAUAAUUGAAGACCUACAAACACUGAGCGGUUGUAUUACAUUAUAGUUAUUAGGUUUACUAUGUCCUAUGAUGCAGAAUCGAGUUUCUGUAUGAGGUAUGACCGGUACUUCCCCCUAAACGGUGUUAUAUUGUAGAGCAGUUAAUUUCCCUCGACAUGUUGUGAUGGCGCUGAUGAGGCCAUGAGGUGUUAUGUUGCAGCAAGACGCCAGCUGGGUAACCAAGACUGCAUACCCACUCAACUCCUUCCAUCGAUUGACAUUUAUGUGCAGCAACGAUGUAAUGUUUUGUGUAAAUGAAUACGAAGAUGUCUCGUUAUACUACUCGACCGCUUUAAGUGUGAAAUACAUACGACGAUGGUUGUUCAGACCGCCCAGCAAUUUGCUAUCAACAUGAAGUCUCAUGAGUUAAUUAGGUAUCAUCGGUUUUACAUGUUAGCGACGCAUGUUUGUUUCAUUGACUUUAAAACAUUAUUGAAUAAUUUAAUGCCAAAUAAUAACCCAAGAAUGCAUAUUCUGUACAUAUAUCUGUAUUCAUUUGAUAAAUCACGAUAAAACACGUUUAAAUAUAUGUUACAAGUUAUUAUCCUAGGUUGUUUUCAUUUAAAUCGGGUAAAAUGAAUUUUGAUUAUAGCUUUGGCAAAUACGUAAGAAAUUGUAAAGACAGUAAAAUAUUGCACACUUGUGUACAAAAAUAAGGUUGAUGCAAUUUACACAGUGGGAAUACCCAACAAUAUCAAUGAUGGGCUUUAAAAUCCUAAAUUUAGUUCCACCCCGGCCCGUUUUCAGGAUCAAUACGGGACACUUGUUUUCUGUAUGAUAGGUAUUACGACCAAUGUGGGAUGGGUGAUUCAAACUAAGUCCUCUCCGUUUUCUGUAUGGUAUUUAAAUGAUUGGUUCAUGCUAACAAACUGUAAAUCUCAUAGAAGUCUCGACAUCAGCAAAACUCUUGUUUCCUCUUCAGGUGUAAAUAGAAGCUUGUAAAGAGAAGUAAUGCUGUAACUUUUGAGUUUUAGACACGGUUGUAGCCCAUCACACUAUUCGCACUCUGGAUAUUACAUAUUACGUGGAGGGACAAUGAAAAUUUAUAUUGAUUUUCUGCAUGUGAAUUUGCAGAAUUUGGCACAUGCUCAAAGCAUGAGAAAAGUCAUUAAAAUUAGUUGCAUGAUGUCAUGAAAGUCUUGUGUAGUGUGCCAUCUCAAGCUUGCAGUAUUUGCACUUGUGGGUUGAAAUGGAUACUGCAUUUUAUUACUUUUCAGAAUAGAUAGAACCUGCAUAUUUUGGAAUUCGAAGAAGCGUGAUUAACUAAUUACUCGUUCACAAUUAGUGAAGUGAAAUUGCACAUCAGUUUGAGGAACAAAAGAUAAAACACUUCAAUGGAUAAACAGUCGAAUAUAAAAGACAUAUUACCCCAUCGCAAUUACACAAAAAUAUCAAGAUUCGAUAACAAAAAUCAAUAGGAACAGAGGAGACAUGAAAGUUAACCAUCACAUGAGUUCAUACCAAACAGUCGAAGAUGUGUUGUGAAGAUCAAUCGGAUACAGUAUUUAAGUUGGGAGGGAUGCGACUCGUAUCAAAUAGGACAAUCUGCAUAUCACGUCACAAAAACAAAUGUGAAUUCUCAAAAAUCGAUUGAAUGUUUCUGUGACUAUAAACUUAAACAUCAAUAAGGCUUUUUGUUGGCAAUAUGAAUAUAAAUGCCUUAUCUCACCCCGAGAUCGAUAGAAGAUGGUGUAUGCUAAAAUAUCUGGUGAUUUGCAUUUCAUUGGUAAAUGGGAUUCAGCUGCAUGUAGUACAACAAUGUAUCAGACUGUAACAUACCUUACCAAUGAUAACAUCGUUAGGUUACAUUGUAUAUAUGGCUUGUCAAAAAGAGAUAUACUUUCAUAUGUACAGCUAGUAGUCUCACAUGGCUCGAUUGUGUAUUGUUAGUAUUCCUGGGAAACCUGCAAUACUUUCCGUAUAGUACUCUGCAGUAGUAGAACUGUAUCCGAUCGAAUCUGCCUUUUCCUCAAUGGAUAAAAUGGUCAUACAGCAUAGACCAUGAUAUAUAUAUGUGUGUGAAACUUAGGUAGACAUCCGAUACAUAAUCUGUCAUCUAUAAUAUAAUUAUUACUAACAAAAUUGAUUUUCACUGAGCCCGUAGAGACACUCAGCUUUGAACAACGCACUGAAUAACUGAUGAAGGUGUGAUAGUACAUAUUGUACUAGUCACACAAAUACCAUGUAUAAAUAGUUCACAUUAUGUGUAUACAAUGUAUGUACCAGUAUCUUCAGAAAAUCGGAUUAAUUAUAUAAAUAUGUCAAUGAUAGCGGAGUUUGCAAAACACGCACAUAAUAACUUAACGUUAUAUACUUUUUUUUGUAUUAUAUAUGAUCAGAUUUCCUCAUUCUUUGUCUUAAACAUGGUCAUGUGGAGGUCAAUAUUUUGAGAUUUUAACCUGACAUUUCGAUCAUUAGAAUCAACGGGCUAUAUUGCAUGUAUGACGUUAUAAUCAGUGUGACUUCACAAUACCCCAAUGAAAUGCAAUUCCAUCCUUUUGCAAACAGGUUGCAUAUCUAAUAUCAAAAUUAAAGACCUUUGAUUCGGUCAAUAUGGUGUUAUUCCGACCUAGCAGAAUCUAAAUCAUUUACCUCACCAAAGGUCCGUUAUUGAUAAAUAUUAUCAUACAUGUUACAUUAUAUAUCAACAUAUAUCAUGUUAACUAUUAACAAAUACUUUACAUAUAUGUACAUUAACAUACAUUCUAACUUAUAUGUACACAUACCACGUGGUUUAAUUGCGUAUGUAGAACGUGAUAUGUUAAUCAGAAUUAACUUUUUAGCAACUCUGAAAAGUAUGAGUAUUAUCUAGGACAGAGAUAAAUACCGAUGUAAACUUUAUAUAAAUCAAAAGUAUAAGAUUUACUGGGGAUACGGGGCGGUGUUUAGAAUAUAGUUCGGUUUGUAGAAUAUGGGUCGGUUUAAAAAAAAAAAGUCAUCAUUUUAACUUUAUCAUUUAUUGCUCAAAUAAUUCACGUAUAUAUAUACUUUUGCCAUUAAAAUACCGUGUGCCGUUAAAGUGCAUGUGUUUCACCAAUUGAUUGUUAAAUGUAAUGUGUAUCAACAUUAGCUAAUCUUAGGUCACCUUUAAAAGCUAUUUUCUGAAGUUUUCGCAGUAGUAUGGUUAUCAUGCGGCGGCUGAUUGAUAAGUUGUGAGCCUCGUAUUGAAGGAGGUACUCAAUGAUGUUCUUUUUAAGUUCUACUUUUCUCUGACUAUGUAGGGCCGUGUACCCAAGGACUGGUCUCAUUUGAUUAGUUUAUAUUGACGAGGCAGCACUCUAAAGUAAACAAAACAAGCGGCUUUUGCAAAAUGGACAAGAAAAUGAGUUCUAUAAAACUGACAUCGAGGCCAUUAAACACCGUUGGCAAAAGUGUAUAGAUACUGAAGGGGAUUAUGUUGAAAAGUAAUACAAUAGUCCGGAAAAAUUAAAAUCCUUCAAUAUGAGACUCACAACUUAUCAAUCAGCCCUCGUACCUGAUCAUUGAUUGUGUAGUUUCAAUAUGCUCAUCUUUUGUUUUUCAGUUAGAUUAUUUAUAAAAAAAAAAAAAGCAUUCUAGAUUCCGACCACACAUGUAAAACACUGCACUAUGCUUCACUCUUUUGGUAACAUAAAUGUUGCAUUGAAAUUUUGUUUUCAAUUCCCUUCGUUUUUUUUUUAUCAGAUCAUGUUUUGAAAUGCCAUCCUUAAACAUAAUAUAAAAGUUCGUAAGGAAUAUGGAAACCACUUAGGUUUUUCUAAUCAAUUCAAGACUUGGAUAUCGGAAGUUGUGUACAGACAUUUUUUUUAAAUUUGUAAUUUUCAACAACAAAAUAAAUAAAUAAAUAAAAGAAUAUCCUUUAAAAAGUUGAAACAAAUUACACAUAUUCAUUUUAAAUAUACUCGAAUCAUCUUGACAUAUCUAAGUAGAGUUAAGAGCUUACCCGCCCAAUACGAAUACUUUAAAGAAACGAGGUACCCCGUGUUCCAUAAGUACACACAUUAAAAGUAUCACAUAUACGGUGGUUAUAAAUGUAUCAUUCCUUACUUUCCCAUGGAUGAUUUAUUAUGACAUUAUUAUAUCAUUUAGUAUUCCUUAUGAUGCGUAGACAUUACUUUAUGGAACUGUAAUAUAAAAGUAAGCAUUCCUCAUUAUUUGUGAUUUAGAUAUAACACCGUCUUAUCAGAAGAUGGUGAUAUAAUGAUAUAAUGUUUUAUACAUUGUUUUCUCUCCUUUACUGAUAUUCUAGCCCCGAAUUUGUUAUUGUAUUAUAUUUUACAUGAGUUUCCGUGUCCAAUACCUCACACGAAGGUUUACUUCUUUUAAAUAUCUUUGUAUAAAAUUAUUUGUUUUCCUUUUCUCUCAGUAAUGAGCAGCUUAGUUAUAAUUUUCAUUUUUUCUCAGUUGGAUAAGAUGCUCUAUAGGCUGAACAUCCACGACUUUUUUCCACUGAUUGUCUAUCUAGUCUUUCAUUCAGAUAUUUGUCUACAAAUAUGUGUGUUGUCCAUGAAUAAAAUAGUAAAAUACCAA
Molecule: messenger RNA, 7632 nt
Organism: Pecten maximus
Lineage: Eukaryota; Metazoa; Mollusca; Bivalvia; Pectinida; Pectinidae
Product: protein unc-93 homolog A-like
Exons: 4
Coding region: 53-1717 (554 amino acids)
Source: RefSeq, a predicted model, not a curated record